Durio zibethinus is the source of this 2486-nucleotide messenger RNA. Its product is annotated as cytidine/deoxycytidylate deaminase family protein. NCBI's taxonomy places the organism in Eukaryota, Viridiplantae, Streptophyta, Magnoliopsida, Malvales, Malvaceae. Gene Ontology annotation, biological process: riboflavin biosynthetic process. Gene Ontology annotation, molecular function: 5-amino-6-(5-phosphoribosylamino)uracil reductase activity; NADP binding; diaminohydroxyphosphoribosylaminopyrimidine deaminase activity. The record is from RefSeq and is a predicted model, not a curated record.
ACUACUGAAUCUGAUUACUCAUAUUGCAUCGCAAUUACAUAUCAGUCACAAAUGCACAAGAGAGGGAGAGAGAGAUAGAGUUUGAAGACCUAGGAAAAGCAAUGGCGCUUUCAUUUGCAGUCGGAGCUUACUCAUCUCCGAUAAUGUGCAAAGCCACCAGCGUCAACAACCACUCCUACGCCCAAGACUUAUCGUACAUCCGACGCGCCGCUGAGAUAUCCGACAAGUCGGCGGGGUUCACCUCUCCCCACCCGAAUUUUGGAUGCGUAAUCGCCACAAGGUCAGGAGAGGUGGCCGGGGAAGGUUACCUGUAUGCCCAGGGCACAAAGCCGGCGGAGAUGUUGGCGGUUGAGGCUUCCGGCGAACUGUGCAGAGGCGCCACUGCUUACCUUAACAUGGAGCCUGGAGAUUGCCAUGGGGAUCACACUGCUGUCUCUGCUCUUGUUCAGGCAGGAAUCACAAGAGCUGUUAUUGGAAUCAGGCAUCCUCUGCGGCAUCUGAGAGGCAAUGCAAUACGUGCAUUAAGGAGUCAAGGUUUGCAGGUUGAUGUUCUUGGAGAGGAUAUGCAAAGUAAAAUUGUGGAGGAAACUCAAAAGGCAUGUCUCCUUGUCAAUUUACCUUUGAUUUAUAGAGCUGCUUCUCGUGUUCCAUUUUCUGUUCUUAAGUAUGCCAUGACCCUUGAUGGAAAAAUAGCUGCAAGCAGUGGACAUGCAGCAUGGAUAAGCAGCAAGUUGUCUAGGGAUCGAGUUUUUGAAUUGCGGGGUAGAAGUGAUGCCAUUAUAGUUGGAGGGAAUACUGUGCGUAGGGAUGACCCAAGACUGACUGCAAGACAUGGAGGUGGGCAUAUGCCAAUUCGAAUUGUAAUGUCUCAAACACUUGAUCUUCCUAAGGAAGCAAACCUUUGGGACCUAUCUGAGGUGUCCACGAUAGUUGUAACACAAAGAGGAGCCAGGAGGAGUUUCCAGAGAUUUCUUGCAUCCAAAGGAGUUGAAGUAGUGGAGUUUGACAUCUUAAACCCCAGGGAUGUAAUGGAAUAUUUUCAUGACCGUGGGUACCUCUCCAUUUUAUGGGAAUGUGGAGGGACUCUGGCUGCAUCUGCUAUUUCGUCGGGUGUAAUACACAAGGUUUUUGCAUUUGUUGGUCCUAAAAUUAUUGGUGGGAAGAAUGCUCCUUCUCCUGUGGCUGAACUUGGGAUGGUUGAGAUGUCACAAGCCCUUGAUGUGAUUGAUGUUUGCUUUGAGCAGAUUGGACCCGAUAUGCUUAUCAGUGGAUUUCUUCAACCUAUACCGGAUUUAACACCCACUAUUCCUUCAGAAGAUGAAACCUUUGCAAUUGACCCAACUGUUUCUCCUUUUGAGUCGAGUAUCAUAUUCUUCUAUAAAACAUGGGAUCCUUAUGGUGCUUUCUCAAAUUUUUCUCCUCAUCCAAUUCAAAUGCCUGAUGAAGAUGGUAAUUAUGCCACUUGGUCGAGUGUAGAGCAUUAUUACCAGGCAAACAAGUUCAUUGGAGUCAGCAAUCCGGUAGCACAGGAUUGCAUAGGAAAGAUAAAAUUGGCAAAAAGUCCAGAGGAAGCAGCACGGAUGGGCAGGUUAAUACAGAGGCAACACCCUAAUCUGGUAAGAUCUGAUUGGGAAAGUGUGAAGAUUGAUGUUAUGUACCGGGCAGUGAAAUGCAAGUUCUCGAUAUAUCCUCACUUGAAUUCCAUGCUGCUGUCGACUGCUGGGUCGGUUCUAGUUGAAGCUUCACCUCAUGAUCUUUUCUGGGGUGGUGGCCGUGAAGGUGAAGGCCUGAAUUAUCUAGGCAGGCUGCUGAUGCAAUUAAGGUCGGAGUUUCUUGGUGAAUCAUCUGCUGCAAGUGAAAACAACUGCUCGGCUGUAUGAUAUUAAUGCUGCAAAAUUUACACCAAUAGGUUAUAGACCCACCUAGGUUUGAUUUCACUGUUGUAACAUUUCUGUAGUAUUAGCAUUAUGCAACAAUGUUCACAUUUUCCUAUUUUGAGAAAAAUUGUUUUGGCUGAAAUACAGAGUAAGGCUCUAUAUUUUAAUUAGUUGUAUCAUAUGAAUCCAUAAUCUUUUAUAGCAAUCAUUUGAGCCCUUUUUAAUUAUUUACAAUUUAAUUGAGGUUUUAUUUGUAUGAAAAUGUUAAUUUCUUUUGCCAAUUAGUGUAGAGUUAAUAUAUGAUGGGAAAUGAAUAUUGUUAUAUGGCAUAUUUUUUUUAAUUACAGGCUAAAUGUUGUGGACCAGGUUUUAUUGGGUUUGAAAUCAUGAACCUAGUUUUAUUUAUGGUAAGCUAUUUCGUGUAUGGACCUCUUUAUGCUCUUUUUUUAUUCCAGAUUGCUAGUUGCUGUUAGGAAAAUGGAGAAAGAGUGAAAGGCUGAGAGUGCUGCAAGUCCGAGAACUUGAGAAUGUAGUCAUAAUUGUUGCUCCAGCAUAAAGAGAAGCUGGGGGGUACUUGUGUAGGUCAUUCAAUUAAGCAAAUACCAAAGU